AUGCAUUUUAGUGGUAUUGACAUUGAUUCAUACACCUUGUGUAGCUCCAUUACAGCUUCAUCUGCUAUUAAAGAUGUAAACUUUGGGCAAAUGGUUCAUACCCUUGUGUAUAAAUCAGGUUGGAUUUCUAGUGUUUAUGUGGGGUCUGCUUUGGUUGACAUGUAUGUUAAGUCGUUGUGUAUCAAGAAUGCAGCUAUAAUGUUCGAUGAAAUUCCUGUGAAGAACACAGUGUGUGUGAACGCGCUUCUUUCGGGCUAUUCUGAGGCUAAGAUGUGGAUGGAAGGAUUGGCAUUAGUUAGGAACAUGCCGUGCUUGAAUCUAUCUUGGGAUAAUUUCACUUUUUCAGCAGCUUUGCGUGCUUGCGUUGGGCUCUCUGCAUUUGAAUUGGGUAAGCAAGUUCAUGGAUGUGUUAUUCGAAAAGUUCAUGACUUGGAAUCUGAUGUUUUUCUUCAAAGUUUGUUGAUUGAAAUGUAUGGCAAAUGUGGGUCAGUGGAGAAGGCUGGGCAUGUAUUCGACAUGGUCGGCUUUAGAUGUGAAGAAAGAAAGAAGGAUGUUGUUCUUUGGACAUCAAUGCUUGGUGUUUGCGGAAGAAAUGGGAAAUUUGAAGAAGUGAUUAGUUUGUUCAAUGACAUGGUAAUGGAAGGAAUCAAACCAGAUGGAUAA
This is a messenger RNA of Nicotiana attenuata, 663 nucleotides long. Its product is annotated as pentatricopeptide repeat-containing protein At4g37170-like. Gene Ontology annotation, biological process: RNA modification. The record is from RefSeq and is a predicted model, not a curated record. Gene Ontology annotation, molecular function: RNA binding; protein binding. NCBI's taxonomy places the organism in Eukaryota, Viridiplantae, Streptophyta, Magnoliopsida, Solanales, Solanaceae. The transcript has a single exon. The coding region runs from base 1 to 663 and encodes 220 amino acids.